Messenger RNA from Helianthus annuus (common sunflower), 777 nucleotides. RefSeq lists its product as uncharacterized. The coding region runs from base 1 to 777 and encodes 258 amino acids. Lineage: Eukaryota; Viridiplantae; Streptophyta; Magnoliopsida; Asterales; Asteraceae. The record is from RefSeq and is a predicted model, not a curated record. The transcript has a single exon.
AUGGAGGCCUUCUCGGGAAUGCUGAAUCAGGCAUGUGAUAUAGGUGCUUUUCAUGGGGUCAAGCUUCCUAAUGAUGGUCCGGCUAUGUCUCAUUUUCUUUCGGAUGAUGCUAUGAUUAUGGGGGAGUGGUCGUCGUUUAAUUUCACUAAUAUGAAGCGUAUUUUGCGUAUCUUUUAUUUAUGUUCAGGUCUUAAGAUCAAUCUCCACAAAUUAGUGCUUUAUGGAGUGGGAGUGGAAGACGCAGAUGUUGUGGGUAUGGCAGAGACUUUAGGAUGCAAGCAGGGUGCAUUGCCAUUUUCGUAUUUGGGCAUCAAGGUUGGGGCAAAUAUGAAUAGAGUGUCGAACUGGGAACCAGUGGUGUCUUCGUUUAAGCGGCGACUUUCGAAAUGGAAAGCUAAUACCCUUUCUAUUGCCGGACGUUUAACUUUGAUAAAGUCGGUGUUGGAUAGUCUACCAACAUAUUACUUUUCCCUUUUCAAGGCGCCUAAGAAGGUUAUUGGUGAGCUAGAAGGUCUAAUGAGACGCUUUCUUUGGGGAGGCACGGAGGAUGUCCGAAAGAUGAGUUGGGUUUCGUGGGAGAUUGUUACUAAACGUAUUAAAGACGGUGGGUUGGGGAUAGCGCCUCUUGAGGUCAAUAAUAAUGCGAUGUUAGUCAAGUGGUUGUGGAGGUUUCUUAAUGAACCUAAUGCAUUAUGGAGAAGAGUAGUCGUUUCCAUUCAUGGCUCUUCUAGGGGUUGGGGUAUUGCGCCUAUUAACAAUGCCAUUCCGGGCGUUUAG